Molecule: messenger RNA, 4911 nt
Organism: Thalassophryne amazonica
Lineage: Eukaryota; Metazoa; Chordata; Actinopteri; Batrachoidiformes; Batrachoididae
Gene: fnip1
Product: folliculin interacting protein 1
Exons: 18
Coding region: 21-3959 (1312 amino acids)
Cellular component (GO): cytoplasm
Molecular function (GO): protein-folding chaperone binding; ATPase inhibitor activity
Source: RefSeq, a predicted model, not a curated record
GCAGCUCCUGUGACUAAUGCAUGUCAUAUGACUGUGACACCCAUGGAGACAGUUACGAGGAUCAACGUUUGCCGUUCGAUUUGAAGAGAGAAGAGACCUUGUGCCAGAUUAAUAUUUGGUACACAAUGCCUCCGACUCUCUUUCAGAAACUUUUCAACAAGAGAAAUACAUUUUCGGCGCCUCCCCCGAGAUGCAGCAAAGAGGACCCAUCUUUCAGCUGGCCAGUCCCCCAGCUGGAGCCCAGCCAGAUCAGGUUGAUCGUGUAUCAGGACUGUGAAAGACGAGGCAGAAAUGUCCUCUUCGACUCAAAUACCAAAAAGAGGGGUACAGAGGAAACCACCGUCACUAGCAAUGAGGGCCAGGUGAAGAUGUUUGGGAAAUGCUGUCAACUCCGACCCACAGGGGGCAGCAGCAGCUCCCUGGACAGUUCAUCGUCCUGCACCUCUGACACGCGAGAACCCAAAGAGCAAGGCCUCCGCUUCCAGGGUUCACGGUGUUCGUCUGAUGUGGUUAUGCUGGGAGAAAUGAUGUUUGGCUCUGUAGCCAUGAGCUACAAAGGCUCUACCCUAAAAAUCCACCAGAUCAGAUCUCCACCUCAAUUGAUGCUGAGUAAAGUCUUCACUGCCAGAACAGGAGGCAGUGUGUAUGGAAGCCUCAACACGUUACAGGACAGUCUAGAGUUCAUCGGACACGACAGCAACACCCUCAAGCCUGAACAGAAUACAGGAGCCAACAGUCUCCUAGGGAACAUAGGAUUUUCUCAGCUGUGCAGCCCUCGACGGGCCUUCUCUGAGCAGGGCCCUCUGCGCCUCAUCAAGAGCGCAUCUUUCUUUUCAGGGCACAGUCACCCUAUGGACAUGCCGGGACGCAGGCCGUACGAUGAGCGAGACAGUGGCAUUGCCAGAUCAGCCUCCCUGAGCAGCCUGUUGAUCACCCCCUUCCCGUCUCCUGGCUCCUCCCUGACCAGCAGCUGUGCAUCAAGCUACCAGCGCCGGUGGCUCCGCAGUCAGACCACCAGCCUUGAGAAUGGUUUCUUCCCCCGAUGGUCCGUGGAGGAGAGCUUCAAUAUGUCUGACGAAAGCGGGGGGCCCAGUCUCGGCGUGGCCCGGAAGAAGAAGAUUGCCAUUGGGGUCAUCUUCAUGUUGUCCCCAAACCACGAGGAGAACAUUCGCUUCCAGGACUUCUUUUUCUCUCACUUCCCUCUCUUUGAAAGCCACAUGAACAAACUGAAGAGUGCCAUCGAGCAGGCCAUGAAGAUGAGUCGACGGUCACCUGAUGCCAGUCAGAGGGCUUUGGCCUACAGCCGAAUGGUAGACGGCCUCAAUGAGUUCAGGAUGACCAUCUGCAACCUCUACACCAUGCCUCGGGUGACUGAGCCCGUCUGGUUGACGAUGAUGUCUGGAGCAUCAGAGAAGAACCAGCUCUGUGGUCACUUUAUGAGGGAACUUUCAUUGCUAAUGGAGCAGGUCUCCAAGAACCAAUUCCUCCCUGCAUUGUUAACGGCCGUUUUGACCAAUCAUUUGGCCUGGGUGCCCACCGUCAUGCCCAAUGGGCAGCCUCCAAUCAAGAUCUUUUUAGAGAAACACUCCUCCCAGUGCGUCAACUUGCUGGCAAAGAUGCAUCCCUACAACCCACUCUGGGCACAGCUCGGUGACUUAUAUGGGGCCAUAGGGUCACCAGUGCGACUGUCUAGGACAGUGGUGGUCGGCCGCAGGCAGGAACUUGUCCAGAGACUCCUUUACGUCCUAACAUACUUUGUCCGCUGCUCCGAGCUCCUGGAGACACACAUGCUGGACAGCGCUGAGGAUGAGGCGAUCGUGAUGCCUGGCUCUCUCAUCACCACAUCCCUCCGGAAGGGAGAGGUGGAGGAGUCAGAUUAUGUCCUUGUUACUGUCCAUAAGCCCAGUGGGGACUACUUGUCCCAGGGGGUUCAUAGCCAUCAAGCUGAGGCAGAAGACAGCAACUACCCCUCAGAUAACAGCCUCCAGAGCAGCAACUACACAGACACAGAGGUGGAGCGUGAUGCAGGGGACACACCCAAGGAGGAAGAGGAGGAUGAAGAUGAGGACAGCAGUGAGAGUCAAGGGUCGAGGAGCAGUGUGCUUCAUACGGGCCACAGUGAGAUAACCAGGCAAAACACUGUUCUUGCACUCAGAACUGAAGAUUCUGCUGAGACCACAGAGCUACACAGGGAGUCCAGCAGGCUGCUAGCUACUGAGGUUCGCCUGGAGACGGUGGUGAGUGUUGGCUCAGCCUCCAACAGAGAGGAGGCCUUUGUGCUGGAUGCAGAGACCACAGUUGACCCGGAUCUUUUGGUCCCAGUCAAACCCACAGAAUUGACUUCUGGCACUCCAGAGAGUAAAAAUGCUGGAGUAGAUGCUGGUUCUGAGGUAGGAAUAACGAACCAGCCACCAAAAGUCUUGUCUCCCCAGCCUUUGUGUAUCCCUCUGGAAAGGAAACCACCAGAUAAGAACCAGACUGCAUCACUGCCGGUGCCAGGGAUGCAGGGAAACUUGAUGAUGGGGCCCAUGGCUAUCACUGUAACAGAAGACGCAGAGCCAGUAACAAAAGUGACGUUCCUCAUUGGAGACUCUAUGUCACCUGAGUCGGACACAGAGAGUCGCAGAAUGAAAGUGGAAGAGGAGAUCAAAAAGCACAAGAAACAGCUGAAGGAAAACCAAACACUUCAACAUCAGCUACUGCUACUUCAGCAUCAACAUCAUAAACCACAGUGUCAGAAAGGAGCAUAUUCAAAGACCAGCAAUAGCAAUACAUUAGAGGACCAAACCAAACACUCAAAGGAGCCUCCAGCGCUCUCCCGGGUGUCUAGUAAGAUGCCUCAGUGGUUCCCAGACUGUGGAGACGACAGGGAUUUUGAUGAGUAUUUCAGUCCGGAACACUGUGGGACGACAAGGACUAUAGAUGAUGUGGCCAAACUACAGGAGACCAGUGCCACAGACAGCAUACAUGAUACAUUGGAUCCUUCAGAAGCUCUCCGGCCUGGGGAUUUGGGAGGUCACAGCUUUCAUCGUACAGUUGGAGUUAAGGAUUUGGGACUCUGUUUAUUUUCAGGAAAUGGAGAUGAAGGGUCCAGCAUAAGUGGGGACAGAAAAGAAGACACUUUAAGGAAUAUCCAAAAGAGGUGUAGGUGUGGGUCUACAGACUCUGCAGAAAUGUGCUCCUGCAGGGGUUGUUCUGCUGAGCAGGACAGUGGUCUUUUAUCAGUUACUAUCUUUCAAGAUGGAAUCUACAAGAGCAAAGAGGACCAAAAGCACAAGGUGCUGCCCAUCAACGACUGGGACAUACCACGUAACGAGAGCUCAGACAGUGCAUUGGGGGACAGUGAGAGCGAGGAGACAGAAGAUUGGCAGGAGGAAGUGCUGAUACCCUUCCCUGGAUCAAAACUGGUGGAGAACUAUUCAAAGCCAAGCAUUGCCAAUUUUGGGCGGUCACUUUUCGGGGGCUACUGUCCCACCUAUGUGCCAGAUUUUGUACUGCAUGGGAUGCCUGGCGACGAGAAAUUACGUCAGUGCCUCAUGGCUGAUUUAACCCAUGCUGUUCAGCAUCCAGUGCUGGAUGAGCCCAUAGCGGAGGCUGUCUGCAUUAUAGCAGACACAGAUAAGUGGACGGUGCAGGUGGCCAGCAGCCAGAGACGAGCCACAGACAUCAACAAGCUGGGGAAGGAAGUCCUAGUGUCCAGUCUGGUUUCCAGUUUGUUGCAGUCCACCCACCAGCUCUACAAACUCAACCUUUCUCCCAAUUUUUGUAUAAUGCACCUUGAGGACCGCCUGCAGGAGAUUUACUUUAAGAGUAAGAUGCUUGCUGAGUAUUUGAAGGGCCAGACAAGAGUCCAUGUGAAAGAACUCGGGAUGGUUUUAGGAAUUGAGUCCAGUGAUCUUCCCCUGCUGGCUGCGGUGGCCAGCACUCACUCCCCCUAUGUGGCACAAAUCCUCCUAUGAAGCUGCCCGUGGCUCGGCGCUCCUGCACAGCAGCUGUCCGAGGAAACUCGUCUGACCAGCGGUAGUGUUGUUUGCCCCGAAGUGGCCGUGUACGUGCUUUGACACGUGUGCCCAGGCUAAGUGUGGACUUUGCACUGAGCCUUUGGAGAGCUGGUCUUUCUGGACCACGGCCACUGCCGGUGCUCCCCUUCCUGCUGCUGCUUUGUUUGGUGCAUUGCUAACUUAGCACCACAGGGGGAGUUAGAGACCACAGUACCACUGAUGAUGAGCGGCUCUACGAGUGACUGAAGCAUCCUUAAUUUAUGUUCUGUUUUUGAAUGUUUGUAAGACUGGACCCCCACCCCACCCACCCACUCAGACACAAAAACCAAAGACUAUGGCAUAACAGCAAAUUUUUCUGGGGUCUUCUAAUGUUUUUUUCUCUCUCUCUCUGUCUCUCCCUCUCUCUUUUCUUGUACAAUCUUAAACCCAGUCAUACAAAUUAACAGAGUAGCUGUCUGAGAGGGACUUUUUUUUAACCUUUCGGAAAAGUAUCACUGAGAAUAUAAUGCUAAUGAUAUUUGUCUUCACAUAUUUGUUUACAUGCUAGAUUUCCCUGUUAUGAGCAUUUGGUGUGUUAAUGGCAGGUUUCAUUUUGUUUUUGAUUUGUCAAAUUGCAGUGCAUUUCUGGCUUUUCAGCCUGAAUCGGUGCACAUCCUGGUUCUGUGUCGGUACAAGCAGGAUUUUAAAUGGUUAAGGUGGCUAUGAUCUUCUUAUCCAUGGUACAGCGCUGCCUCUGUGCUUCAUAUGGGCAGUAAUUAAUUCACGCUGUCAUACUUUUCGCGUAGACUACCCUAAGGUACAGUAGUGUUCAGAAUAAUAGUAGUGCUAUGUGACUAAAAAGAUUAAUCCAGGUUUUGAGUAUAUUUCUUAAUGUUACAUGGGAAACAAGGUACCAGUAGAUUCUCACAAA